AUGACCCAUCAAUCCCCAAUCUACGUGUCUUCUAACGGGUCUUCUGGUGUCGGGCCUAUGGCGGACGAGCUCGAAAUCUCCAUGCUUCUUACUCCUCAUGGCCACACCUUUUAUUCCGACGACGUCUUUUCUCAAGAUGAAUUCGAUUCUUUGGAAGCGGUGGUUUUAAACCGUUUCGUCCAUUAUUGUAAAUCCAAUCAACCGAAAGAUUAUAACGAUCACGAUGCUCGAGUUCACACCUAUAUCCAGAUUCGUGAAGCUUUCUAUCAAGCUAAUAACCAUAAAUUAGAAAAAUCCGUUCCAAAUGGGAUGCCCCAUAGUCAUCACUUUAAUACCCCAACCAACGGCGUUCCGUCCAGUUCUUCCAACGCGUAG
Puccinia graminis f. sp. tritici CRL 75-36-700-3 is the source of this 375-nucleotide messenger RNA. RefSeq lists its product as uncharacterized. The transcript is spliced from 3 exons. Lineage: Eukaryota; Fungi; Basidiomycota; Pucciniomycetes; Pucciniales; Pucciniaceae. Bases 1 to 375 code for a protein of 124 amino acids. The record is from RefSeq and is a predicted model, not a curated record.